GGGUUGCCGUAGCUAGCUGUCAAAGAUGGCGACCGUUCUGCACAUGCGCGACUCACAUCUUGUAGGCAACAGGCAAGUUGGGAUCAAAUAUACAUCCAUGAUAGCCUACAUCCACUGAUCAAAUCGAACACAAAUCUAACCGGCAUGAAUUGUGCGGCGAUCGCCCGUGAUCAGUUUUACGCAGGCCUUGCUCAUCUUGAACGAGCCUAACGUGACUGUUAACGGGUAACGUUACAAUGGUUACAACUGGUAUGGACUCCUGUUCCGGUAAUGUGUCAAAUAUGUUUUUAGGGUCUUUGUACGCGUUAUUAGCGGGCUUUUUGGGUGCUGUUGCAUCAUUGUCUGCCAAACUGUCACUCGGUGCAGACUACCUGAGAGAGAAGUGUGAUUCAGGGCUCAGCGGCUGGACUGAACCUGGAACCGCCUGUGACUGGCUCCACAUCCCCCUGCGGCUGCUGUGUGGAAGCCUUCUGUUCACCUGUAAUGCUGUCAUGUGGACCUUCUUUUCCAAGGCGCUCCGACACUGCUCCUCUUCAGCCAGGGCUACAGUCACUACCACUGCAUCCAACUUCAUCUCUUCAGCUGUCCUGGGGACGGUGAUGUUUGGAGAGAGUCAUGCAGUUCUAUGGUGGGUGGGAAUCUCUCUCACUCUGUCUGGACUGCUGGUGCUUCAUGGAUCCACACCUCAGACACUCCAACAGGAGGAGGGCAAAAAGGACAAGUGAUGUAGAUUUGACUCCUCACAAGCAUGCAGCCAUUGCGCUUCAGUCACAAUAACCUGUGGCUAGACUCCCUCAGAGACAAUGUCUCAGGCACUUAAAAGUGUCUUAAUGUAAAGUGCAGUUAAAACAGCAGACUAUGUUGCACAUAACUGAUGGUAUAUUCAGUACCACCAGUCAUAGUUACCAAUUCAGAGUCUAAUGUGCGUUUAUUAUUUUUUGGCAGUUAAUUUUUAGGGCUCGAGCACCAACAACAUGGGAGGAAAUUAAAUUGACAUGGUGUAGUGUACACAUGAUAUUGAGAAACACAAUGCUUGUCUCAUGCCGCUCCCCCUUUCAUAACCAAUGAACUGUUGGAUGUAGACUCUUGUAGGAGACAUCAUUGCACUCAUAAAGAGUUCCUUUCAUCAGUGGUUCGCCGUGCACCAUAUAAUAUGGCCACGCCCCCUUUCAUAACUCAUGAACCAUUUAUCAUAGACACUUUUGGACACAGGAUGUGGUACAACAUUUGCAAUGCAUAAUUUCCAAUGUCACACAGUCCAUGCCGGAAAUAGUAAAGAUUAUUAAAAUGGGGUCAGCUUAAGGCAAUUCAUUUAAAAGUAAUGUCACAUUAUUAACAUGUUCUCAACAAAAUUCCUCAUCUAAGUUGAGGGUCUUAUGACAGAGGAUGUUGUUUGCUGUACAGUGUAAAGAUUGUGCGUUUUGAUUUGUAAUAAAGUUUAUUUUACAUUACUUUG
Messenger RNA from Perca flavescens (yellow perch), 1456 nucleotides. RefSeq names its product transmembrane protein 42. The record is from RefSeq and is a predicted model, not a curated record. The transcript has 3 exons. NCBI's taxonomy places the organism in Eukaryota, Metazoa, Chordata, Actinopteri, Perciformes, Percidae. Bases 237 to 725 code for a protein of 162 amino acids.